ACCCGUGUUGGACGCGGUCGUCACUUAUCAAAAAUUUUAAAAAAUCAUCUAAAACUUACUUAAAGCGCUGUAACUAUUGUGAUAUUAGUUAGAUUUGCGGGAAAUAUAUCAGAUCAUCGUUAGAUUUGUUGAAAAUAGCAAGUUUUAGAACCUAGACCGCGGCGCACUUGAAAGGAGAUAAUAACAGUAAAUAAAUUACACCAGUUUUUCGCACCAUUCCACGCACAACUCCACGGUGAGGGUGGAUAAAAAAUGGAAGGAGGCAGUGGAAGUAGCAACUCGGAUCCCCGGUUCGAGUUCCUUGGUUCGUUUGUACAGAAAACGCUUAAAUUGAAGCCGGAAAAAUGGCACCGUUUAGUCACACUAGAAGAGCACAAAGCAGUAUUGAAGGAGUUUUUCGAUAAUCCAGCAUCGUUAGUUUUGAUUAUUAUACUUACCCCAUCGGCACAGUUGAUUCCGUUAGUAAGUUUUCCUAUUCAACAGUUGAAGAAUAAAGGAGUUUAUUUUGUUAAGAAAAAUGCAAUAGAAGUACCCCGCGAGGGUUGCAAGGAUUGUCUAGUGGUAGGUGAUUUAGCGACUCGCACCAUCGAUCAGCUGUCAUGUCUCGUAGACGAGAUCUUCGUACCACUGCUGUCGAACUCAGACAACCACCAUGGGUGGCCAGAAAUGGUCGCACAAGACGUACAAAAGCAGGUUCACAGCCUGAAAAGCACCGUCUAUCAAGUUCAGGGUCAAGUUAGUGGACAGACCGUUCUACCAAUGCCCGUCGGAGUUGAUAAAUGUGUGCAGACCGCAAAAGAACUAGUGGUCAACGCAGAAUGUUCGAUCAAUCUCUAUCUGAAGAGUGCGAUCGAAGGUGUAGUUAUCAAGUGGGCCACCCAGGUGAACGACGUAAUGCUCGAGACCAGUGCGAAUGCAUUCACCGGUGGACAGAACCCGGUACCUUCUGCUGAAAUUAACUUCUGGAACAACCGGCUCAAGAAUCUCACCUAUAUCUACGAACAGCUUCGCCACGAGCGAAUCCGUAGCAUGGCAUUGAUAUUGGAAUUCACCGAUAGUGCCUAUUAUCCUUGUUUUAAGACUCUGUUUAAAAAUGUAGUUACAGCCCUGGCUGAAGCACGUGAUAUUACACUGUACCUGAACCCACUGACACGGCACUUCCAACAGCUGGAGGAUACCGAGUUUUCCGAAAGCAGGGUGCUGCUUAAACCGUUGAUGCACGUUGUGUGUCUCAUUUGGUCCAAUUCACUUUACUACUGUCACUCAGCUAAGUUGAUCGUUUUACUGAGACAAAUUUGUAACUUGAUAAUACAACAGGCCAAGCGAUUCCUCGAUCCGUCGUCGAUCUUCCAUAGCGACAUCGAUGAGGCCAUGCAGCGCAUCUCGCUGUCGAUUCAAAUUCUCAAGUACUUCCGAACCGUGUACGAUGAGUACAAAGACAACAUCGCUCCGUUCUUUAAAGACCGCCCUGUGGUCAACUGGACUUUCCAUCCGAACGCCGUUUUUGAGCGAUUCAACGCGUUCCUCGAACGACUGUUCACCAUCCAGUGGUUCUUUAAUACGGUGAUCGAAUUUCUCAAACUUGAGAAAGUUGAAAUCGGUGGCCUAAAGGGGCGGGCACUGAGCGCACGUAUCACGGGUGUUUCCGUCGAGUUUAACCAGUGCUUCUCGGUGUUCGCCUCGAAAACCUACGACGUGUUGGAUCCGGACGAUCCGACCUUCAAGGAGGACUUUGUAAAGUUUCAAGACCGCAUCUUGGAGCUGGAUCUGAAACUGGCGGCCAUUCUCUGCCAGGCCUUCGAUGAUUGUCACAAUCUGGAGAGCGUUUUCAAGCUGAUCAGCAUAGUCGGAACCGUGCUGGAUCGCCCGAAGAUCCGAGAAGAAUUCACCGGCAAGUACCGCCAGAUACUGUACAUGAUCGACGAAGAGCUCAGCACUUGCGAGGAUAUUUACGACAUGCAAAUGGAGUACCACCGCAAGGACGGCCACAUUUUCGUUGAUCGAAGUGCUCCCCCGGUAACGGCGUGUCUCCGCUGGGUCCUACAGCUUACCAACCGGAUCACGAAGCCGAUCAAGCAGUUCCAGACUUUGCAGCACCCGGUCGUCCAAUCGGACGAAGGGUUAAUGCUGGUCGUUCGCUAUGACGAAUUGAUUGAGAAACUGAAUGCGUUCGAACGAUCCAUCUUCGAUGCGUGGGCAGAAUCGAUCGAUGAAACAAUCGAGGAAAACCUCGACAAACCAUUGAUUGUAAGAAAGCGCAACUGCGCUGAAUUGGCAUUAAACUUCAGUCCACAUCUGUCCUCAAUCCUGAGGGAAGUUCACUAUCUACGAUUGAUGGAAAAGGAGGACAUUCCGGAUCGUGGACUGGAGUUUUCGGAAAAGAGUGAUGUGUUCCGUUCGUACACGUUGAAUCUGGAGAAAACUGUCGAUUGGUACAACAAAAUCAGACGCAACUGCACAGAGGUGGAGUUGGAGCUGAUUAAGGGAGAGAUAAAAAUGAUCGAUGAACUGCUGGAGAGGGCGAUAAAUGAACUGACUUGGAAUUCUGAAGGUAUUACCGAGUAUAUGAUCAAAAUUCGUAAUCCGGUCGAACAGCUGCAAGGUCGUAUGCAAAACAUACAGAACAAUCUGAAGGAGAUACGUACGAUCAUGUCUUCCUGGGCAAAGGCGCCUCUGUUCGAACGAAAGGACUCCAAGAAGGAUACCGUUCUUUGCCUGGAGGAGCGUAAUGAUCGUAAGUCGAAGCGGUAUGGUGAGCUGGAAGCUGCCGCUAUCAAAGUCCAUCAGUUGCUUGAUGCAAAUAUGCAGCUGUUCGGGAUGGAUGAAAGCCAAGACGAUUGGAAUUGGGUUAAAUACGUUAUAUUUGUUGAUAAUAUUGCGUAUGAAAAUUUGUUGUUCAUGAUUGGGAUCAGCAUGGGAUACCUUGUAGAGAACAUGGACCCGAACAAUAACCUAGCGCCACUGUUUGAGUCCAGGUUGGAAUUACUGGAACCAGAAUUGGUAUUUGUACCAUCACUCAAUCCCAACGAUCCGAAUGGUUUUAACAUACUGCUGGCAGCCUUGGUGACGGAUAUUACCUACAUGUCAUCGCUGAUUCCCAGAUUGCUGAAAAAUUCCGAUGAAAGUUAUGAUCAGAAGGUAAUGAAGAACACUGACAUCCAAGAUAUGAAAGUGGAGAUUUUGCAAGGCGUGGACCGGGUGAUUCAAGAAGCGGCUCAAUUCUGUAGAGAUUUCGAACGAUAUAGUUACCUCUGGCUGGAAGACCGUGAGUAUAGCAUGGAGAUAUUUCUGGAGUACGGUCGACAGCUAGAGAUGGAUGAACUGGAGAUGAUAUCUAACAAAGAUCCCGAUGCACCUCAACCUUGCCCACCAACAAUAGAAGCUUUUCGUGAACAGAUUGAUCACUAUGAGUCAUUAUACCUGGAAAUAGAGAAGAUAGAACCGCACCAAAUUUUCAACGCGUGGUUUCAAGUCGAUGUAAGACCAUUCCGGCAGUCAUUGUUGAACAUUGUCAGAAAGUGGGGCAACAUGUUUAAAGAUCACCUAGUUACCAACGUCACCUAUAGUCUUACGGAUUUGGGGAAAUUUAUACGGAAGGCCGACGAAGGUCUGCUGCAGAUUGUGAAGGAAGGCGACUACGAUGGAUUAGUAAAUAUUAUGGCUUACCUAUUGCACGUCAAGGAACGCACCGCCACCACCGACGAAAUGUUCGAACCAAUGAAGGAGACCAUUGAACUACUGAAAUACUACGACAUGGAUAUCCCAGAAGAGGUCAAUGUGUAUCUGCAAGAACUACCGGAACAGUGGGCCAAUACUAAAAAGAUUGCACUCACUGUUAAGCAGCAAGUUGCGCCACUGCAGGCGAACGAAGUUGUUGGCAUCCGUAACAAGAUAGCCGCAUUCGAUCUGCACAUUACCCUAUUCAGGGAUAUUUUUCGGACAUACGAAUUCUUCAAGUAUGAUUGUAACUAUCCGUACAGCUUGUUGAAUCGUAUAAACGGAGACAUGGAACGCCUGGAAAGGGAUAUGUCCGAUAUCCACGAGUCGGGCAGUCUGUUUGAAGUACCCGUGCCGGAGUUCAAGCUGCUGAAGCAAUGUCGCAAGGAAAUGAAAAUGCUAAAGCAACUCUGGGAUUACGUUUACAUUGUACGUACCAGUAUCGAAGACUGGAAGACAACCCCCUGGCGCAAGGUCGACGUUGAAAACAUGGAUAUCGAGUGUAAGAAAUUCGCCAAAGAUAUCCGUUUACUAGACAAGGAAAUGCGUUCAUGGGAUACCUACAUGACGUUGGAAGCCACCGUGAAGAACAUGCUAACCUCGCUCCGAGCUGUCGGUGAACUACAGAAUCCGGCCAUCCGAGAACGUCACUGGAAUCAACUGAUGUCCUCGACAAAGAGUUUAGCUAAUCUGCCGCCAGAGAUUACAGUCCAAUUCAUAAUGGACAAAAAUACAACGCUGUCGGACCUCCUGGCCCUGAACCUACACGAAUGCGAGGAAGAGGUCAAGAACAUCGUCGACAAAGCCGUCAAAGAAAUGUCCAUGGAAAAGAUUCUCCGUGAUCUGAACACUACAUGGUCGGUCAUGGAAUUCGAGCACGAAAUUCAUUCAAGAACCGGCUGCUCGCUUCUCAAAGCCUCCGAAGAGCUCAUCGAAACACUGGAAGAAAACCAAGUUGUUCUACAGAACUUAAUGACCUCCAAGUUUGUCGCACACUUCCUGGAAGAAGUGUCCGGCUGGCAGAAAAAGCUGACCACCGCCGAUCAGGUCAUCACGGUUUGGUUCGAAGUCCAGCGAACCUGGACCCAUCUGGAAUCGAUCUUUAUGAGCUCCGAAGACAUCCGGAAACAACUUCCGAUUGAUUCGGCUCGUUUCGAUCAAAUCGAUACAGAUUUCAAAGUCAUGAUGGAAGAAAUGUCCAAAACAUCCAACGUAAUUCACGCCACCAAUCGAGAUGGCCUCUGCGAGAAACUCGACGAACUGCAAAGCGAACUGACGCUGUGCGAGAAAGCUCUUGCUGAGUAUCUAGAAACGAAGCGGUUGUAUUUCCCUAGAUUCUACUUCAUAUCGUCCGCUGAUUUGCUGGACAUUUUAAGCAACGGCAACAGGCCAGAAGUGGUCUGCAAGCAUCUUACCAAACUGUUCGACUCCAUAGCAAAACUCAAGUUCCGAUCGGAAGCCGACGGUGCUACCAAGUUCUCACUUGGCAUGAUAGCGAAGGACACCGAGUAUGUCAAAUUCUACGAAAUAUGCGGCUGUACGGGACCGGUUGAAGUCUGGUUGAAUCAAGUGCAAGGAUCGAUGAGAACUUCCCUUCGCAACUACAUCGCCGAAGCAGUCGUGUCAUACGAGGAAAAGCAGCGUGAGCACUGGUUAUUCGAUUAUCCGGCUCAGGUUUCACUUUGUGGAACGCAGAUUUGGUGGAGCACUGAGGUUAAUAUUGCCUUCAGUCGGCUGGAGGAGGGCUACGAUAAUGCCAUCAAGGAUUACUACAAGAAGCAAAUUUCCCAACUCAGCACGCUGAUUACCCUUUUGCUCGGCGAGCUGACGAGAGGUGAUCGUCAAAAGAUUAUGACCAUCUGUACGAUCGAUGUACACUCACGGGAUGUCGUUAGCAAAUUGAUCCAAUCCAAGGUAGAAAGUGCAUCGGCCUUCCAGUGGCAAUCUCAGCUGCGUCACCGUUGGGACGAUACAGAGAAGGACUGCUUCGCAAACAUCUGCGACGCACAGUUUAUUUACAGUCAUGAAUAUCUUGGAAACACACCACGUUUGGUGAUUACUCCGCUAACUGAUCGCUGCUACAUCACAUUAACGCAGUCCUUGCAUCUUGUGAUGGGAGGAGGUCCAGCCGGGCCAGCCGGUACAGGAAAAACCGAGACCACCAAGGAUCUCGGCCGAGCUCUUGGCAUCAUGGUCUACGUAUUCAACUGCUCCGAACAGAUGGACUACAAAUCCUGCGGAAAUAUCUACAAAGGUCUGGCACAGACCGGUGCCUGGGGAUGUUUCGACGAGUUCAAUCGAAUCUCGGUCGAAGUGCUGUCCGUGGUAGCCGUACAAGUCAAAUCCGUGCAGGACGCUAUUCGGGACAAGAAAGACAAGUUCAACUUUAUGGGUGAGAUUAUAGCGUGCAUUCCCACGGUUGGUAUUUUCAUUACGAUGAACCCGGGUUACGCUGGACGUACGGAGUUGCCUGAGAAUUUGAAGGCACUGUUCAGACCGUGCGCAAUGGUUGUUCCCGAUUUCGAGUUGAUCUGUGAAAUUAUGCUGGUUGCUGAAGGCUUUCAAGACGCCCGAGUGCUUGCUAGAAAGUUCAUCACCUUGUACACACUGUGCAAAGAACUGCUAUCAAAGCAAGAUCACUACGAUUGGGGAUUGCGAGCUAUUAAAUCGGUACUUGUCGUUGCCGGAUCGCUCAAGCGCGGAGAUCCUGGCCGUCCCGAGGAAGAAGUGUUGAUGAGAGCGUUGCGUGAUUUCAACAUCCCCAAAAUCGUCACUGACGAUAUGCCCGUGUUCAUGGGGCUGAUUGGAGAUCUGUUCCCGGCUCUGGAUGUACCAAGAAAGCGAGACAUGGAAUUUGAGAAAACGGUGAAGCAAGCGACCCUGGAUCUCGCUUUGCAACCAGAGGAUAAUUUUAUCCUGAAGGUUGUACAGUUGGAGGAACUACUAGAAGUGCGACAUUCGGUUUUCAUUGUGGGUAAUGCGGGUACCGGUAAGACUCAAGUUUGGAAAACCUUGCACAAAACGUACCAAAAUAUCAAAAAGAAACCGGUGUUCAACGAUCUCAACCCAAAGGCAGUUACUAAUGACGAACUUUUCGGAAUUAUCAACCCAGCCACCAGAGAAUGGAAAGAUGGACUUUUCUCGGUCAUCAUGCGAGACCAAGCCAGUCUUUCCGGAGAUAACCCAAAAUGGAUCAUUCUGGAUGGUGAUAUCGAUCCGAUGUGGAUCGAAAGUUUAAAUACCGUAAUGGACGACAACAAGGUUCUGACGCUAGCUUCCAACGAACGUAUAGCAUUGACCCCAUACAUGCGACUGAUCUUUGAGAUAUCUAACCUAAGAACGGCUACUCCAGCUACUGUAUCGCGAGCCGGUAUUCUGUACAUAAACCCGCAAGACUUGGGAUGGAAUCCGUACGUUACGAGUUGGAUCGAAACCCGAACGAUCCCAGCUGAAAAAUCCAACCUGGUCAUCCUGUUCGACAAGUACAUCCCGGCCUGUCUGGAUAACAUCCGCACGCGAUUCAAGAAGAUUACCCCGAUCGCCGAGAUGGCCCACAUCCAAAUGCUUUGUCACUUAUUGGAGUGUCUCUUGAUCCCACUCAAUACUCCCGCUGAUUGUCCGAAGGAGUGGCAUGACCUAUAUUUUGUGUUCUCAUGCGUUUGGGCAUUCGGUUCAGCUAUGUUCCAAGACGCGGCUAUUGAUUACCGCGUCGAGUUCAGCAAAUGGUGGGUCAAUGAAUUCAAAACUGUGAAAUUCCCCCCUACCGGAACCGUGUUCGACUACUUUAUCGACACAGAAACCAAACAGUGGACUCCCUGGACGGAGAUUCUUCCCAAGUUUGAGAUGGACUGCGAUCAACCGCUACAGGCGGUGUUAGUGCACACAUCGGAAUCAAUUCGUUUAAGAUUCUUUCUCGAUCUGUUGAUGGAUCGUGCGCAUCCUGUGAUGCUGGUCGGUAUUGCAGGUUGUGGCAAAACGGUCGUCGUCAACGAGAAAUUGGCAAAUUUAUCUGAGAGUUUUGCCAUUGCAAACAUCCCGUUCAAUUUCUAUACCUCUUCUGAGAUGCUUCAAAAAGUUAUGGAGAAACCAUUAGAAAAGAAAGCGGGUCGUAACUACGGUCCUCCCGGAAGCAAAACGCUAAUCUACUUUAUCGACGACAUGAACAUGCCUGAGGUGGAUACCUACGGAACGGUUCAACCUCAUACACUAAUUCGGCAGCACAUGGACUACAGCCAUUGGUACGAUCGGAAUAAGCUUACCCUAAAAGACAUCCACAAUUGUCAGUACGUAUCGUGUAUGAAUCCCACCUCGGGUAGUUUUACGAUCAACCCCCGAUUGCAACGUCAUUUUUGUGUAUUCGCUGUGAGCUUUCCCGGCUCUGAGGCUGUUACCACCAUCUAUCAUUCGAUCCUUCUCCAGCACUUUGCGAACGCGGAACAGAAGUUCAACAUAGCUGUAACUAAAAUAUCACAAAAUAUUGUCGCAGCAAGUUUGGCUCUGCACUCUAAAGUGGCACAAGUGUUUCUUCCGACGGCCAUCAAGUUUCACUACGUUUUCAAUCUGCGUGAUCUGACGAACGUCUUUCAGGGACUCCUUUUCAGCACCAACGAUUGCUUGAUCACGUCCAACGACUUUAUCCGACUGUGGCUACACGAAACCCAACGGGUCUACGGCGAUAAGCUACUGGAUGACAAAGAUAUUGACAGCUUUACCAAGAUGCAGAACGAUUUGGUGAAGAAGUCGUUUGAAGAAAUUGACGAAUCUAUCGUGUUCGACAAACCAAACAUCUACUGUCACUUUGCCGGAGGCAUUGGUGAACCCAAAUACAUGCCUAUCACGGACUGGGGUAUACUAUCCAAGCUACUGCAAGAAGCGAUGAUGUCCUACAAUGAUCUGAUCGCUGCAAUGAAUUUGGUUCUCUUUGAGGACGCCAUGAUGCACGUGUGCAGAAUUAAUCGAAUCCUGGAAUCACCCCGUGGGAGUGCCCUACUGGUGGGAGUAGGAGGCAGUGGAAAGCAGUCCUUAAGUCGCCUAGCGGCGUUCAUCUCCAGUUUGGAGGUGGCUCAAAUCCAGCUCAAGAAAGGAUACAGUGUUGCCGAUCUAAAGAAUGAGCUUUCCGGAUUGUACCUGAAAGCAGGUCUCAAAAACGUCGGUAUCAUGUUCCUCAUGACCGAUGCCCAAGUAUCGAGCGAGAGCUUUCUGGUGAUCAUUAACGAUUUGCUCUCGUCCGGUGAAAUACCGGAUCUUUUCCCGGAUGACGAAGUGGAAAACAUCAUCUCUGGUGUACGCAACGAAGUGAAAGGUGCCGGUCUGGUUGACACACGUGAAAAUUGCUGGAAAUUCUUUAUCGAUCGUGUUCGCCGCCAGCUGAAGGUCGUUCUAUGCUUUUCACCCGUCGGCAUUACGCUACGUGUGCGCUCACGCAAAUUUCCUGCUAUAAUUACAUGUACUCAAAUCAAUUGGUUCCACGAGUGGCCGCAGGAAGCCUUGAUGUCCGUGUCGUUGCGGUUCCUACAAGAGUUGACUAUUCUACCGGGCGAUUGCAAGGACUCGAUUGCACGGUUCAUGGCUUACGUACACACCUCGGUCAACUCGAUGUCAAAAGUCUAUUUACAAAAUGAACGGCGCUACAACUACACAACUCCAAAGUCCUAUCUGGAACAGAUCAGCUUGUAUGAUAAGUUGCUGAAGGAAAAACACGGUGAACUACGCAAGAAGGUUGAACGUCUGGAAAACGGUUUGGAAAAACUUCGCACCACAGCCGAUCAAGUAGCAACACUCAAGCAAAAACUAGCAGUUCAGGAAAUCGAGCUAAAGGAAAAGAACGAUGCCGCUGAUGCUUUGAUUGAAAUGGUCGGCAUUGAAACAGAGAAAGUUCAAACAGAAAAGGCAAUUGCCGACGAGGAGGAACAGAAAGUUGCCGUUAUUGCGAAAGAAGUCGCUAAGAAGCAACGCGAUUGUGAAGAAGAUCUUGUCAAAGCAGAACCAGCACUGGUUGCAGCCCAGGAAGCUUUGAACACCCUCAACAAAGCCAAUCUAACUGAGUUGAAGUCGUUCGGCUCGCCUCCUGGUGUUGUGACCAACGUAACAGCUGCCGUCAUGGUUCUGCUAGCACCGAACGGUAAGAUUCCAAAAGAUCGUAGCUGGAAAUCAGCCAAAAUCAUGAUGGCCAAGGUCGAUAACUUCCUCGAUAUGCUGAUCACCUACGACAAAGAACAUAUCCACCCGGAGAUCAUCAAAGCUAUUCAACCGUACCUGAAAGAUACGGAAUUCGAUCCUGAUUUCGUAAGGUCGAAGUCAGCUGCGGCUGCCGGGCUUUGCGCAUGGGUUAUCAAUGUUAUCAAAUUCUACGAUGUGUUUUGCGAUGUUGAACCGAAGAGGAAAGCACUGGCGGCGGCCAAUGCGGAACUCUGUGCAUCACAGGAAAAAUUGGCCAACAUCAAGAGGAAAGUUUCCUCAUUGGAGGAACAACUUGCUAAACUGACUGCUGAUUUUGAAAAGGCUAUUGCCGACAAGCUUCGUUGUCAGCAGGAGGCAGAUGCUACACAAGCCACUAUUCAGCUCGCCAAUCGGCUGGUUGGUGGUCUUGCCAGUGAAAACGUUCGUUGGGCGGAAGCAGUGGCUGAAUUCAUGCAGCAAGCGACAACUCUACCGGGAGAUAUUUUGUUAAUCACGGCCUUCAUAUCAUACGUCGGCUGUUUCACUAAACAGUUCCGAAUGGACUUGCUUAACAAAAUGUGGCUACCUUUCUUGCGCGCUCUAGAACCAGGCAUUCCAAUAACGGACAGCCUUGAUCCAUUAAGAUUACUAACCGAUGACACUCAGAUUGCAACCUGGCAAAAUGAAGGCUUGCCUAGUGAUCGAAUGUCAAUCGAAAAUGCUACGAUUCUUUCCAACUCCGAUCGAUGGCCGUUGAUGAUCGACCCGCAGCUACAAGGUAUCAAAUGGAUCAAGCAAAAGUACGGAGACAUUUUGAAAGUUAUCCGUCUUGGAUCCAAAGGAUAUCUAGAGGUACUUGAAAAAGCAUUAGCCAAAGGAAGUACCGUGCUAAUUGAGAACAUCGGAGAAAAUGUAGAUCCGGUGCUAAACCCUUUGCUAGGAAGGAACCUGAUCAAAAAAGGAAGAGCCAUCAAGAUAGGAGACAAAGAAGUGGAAUACAAUCACAAGUUCCGAUUGAUUCUACAUACUAAACUGGCAAAUCCGCACUAUCAACCCGAAAUGCAAGCGCAAACUACGCUCAUCAACUUUACCGUCACUAGGGAUGGUCUCGAGGACCAACUUCUGGCCGAAGUCGUCAAAGCCGAACGUCCCGAUCUAGAGGAACUUAAGGCAGAUCUUACCAAGCAGCAGAACGAUUUCAAGAUUAUGCUUAAAACAUUGGAAGACGACCUCCUUUCGCGUCUAUCCUCAGCUGGUGGCAACAUCCUAGGCGACACAGCACUGGUAGAAAACCUCGAAACUACUAAGAAAACCGCUGCGGAAAUCGAGGAGAAGGUCACUGAAGCUAAGGUAACAUCGAAGGAGAUUGAUGAAGCCCGUGAACACUACCGACCGGCAGCAGCUCGUGCCAGCUUGCUGUACUUCAUCCUGAAUGAUCUGAACACCAUCAAUCCAAUUUAUCAAUUCUCACUGAAGGCAUUCAGUGUAGUCUUCCAAAAAGCCAUAUCAAAAGCCGAUCCAGCGGACACAGUACCGGCCAGAGUCAAUAACCUUAUCGAUUGCAUAUCGUUUUCAGUUUUCCAGUACACCACUAGAGGUUUGUUUGAAUGCGACAAACUAAUCUUCAUGUCCCAAAUGGCAUUCCAGAUUUUGCUGAUCCGUGAAGAAAUCACCCCUGCGGAGCUUGACUUUCUGCUACGUUUCCCCAUUAAGCCACACGUUACUUCACCAGUGGAUUUCCUCACCAACACCGCAUGGGGUGGUAUCUGCAGUCUUGCUUCCAAGGAUGAGUUCCGUAACCUGGAUCGCGAUAUAGAAACGUCUUCCAAGCGUUGGAAAAAGCUCAUCGAGUCAGAAUGUCCGGAAAAGGAAAAGUUCCCACAGGAGUGGAAGAACAAAACUGCUCUUCAGAGACUUUGCAUGAUGCGCGCGCUGAGACCGGAUCGAAUGACCUACGCAAUGACAGAUUUCAUCGAGGAAAAACUUGGUGCGAAAUACGUUGAGAACCGCACUAUGGAAUUUGCAAAAUCAUUUGAAGAGGCCAGUCCAUCAACGCCAAUUUUCUUCAUUCUGUCACCGGGUGUCAAUCCGCUGAAGGAUGUUGAAUCCCUGGGCAAACAUUUGGGCUACUCUGCAGAUAAUGACAAUUUCUAUAACGUUUCCCUUGGCCAAGGUCAGGAAGUGGUUGCCGAAGCGGCCAUGGACAAAGCAGCAACCAGUGGGCACUGGGUUGUACUGCAAAACAUUCAUCUGGUGAAAAAAUGGCUUCCCUCGUUGGAGAAAAAACUGGAGUACUACUCGGAAGGAUCCCACGAUAACUAUCGCAUAUUCAUGAGCGCAGAACCGGCGGCUACCGCAUCGGCCCAUAUCAUUCCACAAGGCAUCCUGGAGUCCUCCAUCAAGAUUACUAACGAACCGCCAACGGGAAUGCAGGCCAACCUGCACAAGGCCUUGGACAACUUUACGCAGGAAACACUGGAAAUGUGUGGAAAGGAAGCUGAAUUCAAAGUAAUUCUCUUCUCACUUUGCUACUUCCAUGCCGUCGUUGCUGAACGGCGCAAAUUUGGACCACAAGGAUGGAACAAAAUCUAUCCCUUCAAUGUAGGUGAUCUGAACAUUUCGGUUUCCGUGUUGUACAACUACUUGGAAGCAAACACGAAAGUUCCAUGGGAAGAUCUGCGUUAUCUAUUUGGUGAAAUUAUGUACGGUGGUCACAUUACCGACGAUUGGGACCGCAGAACGUGUAUCACAUAUCUUGAAGAACUUAUGCAACCUGAUCUAGUCGACGGCGAACUGUUUCUAGCUCCAGGAUUCGCCGCUCCCCCGAAUACUGACUAUGUUGGCUAUCACGCUUACAUAGACGAUGCAAUGCCUCCAGAGUCACCGUAUCUGUAUGGAUUACACCCGAAUGCGGAAAUCGGUUUUCUAACAACAACAUCCGAGAACCUGUUUCGAACAGUGUUCGAAAUGCAGCCACGUGACGCCGGUGCCGGGUCCGGAACGACGGUCACCCGAGAAGACAAAGUAAAGCAGAUACUGGACGAAAUCGUGGAAAAGCUCCCGGAGGAAUUCAACAUGGCGGAGAUCAUGGGAAAGGUAGAAGAACGCACACCCUACGUGGUGGUAGCGUUCCAGGAGUGCGAACGGAUGAACUACCUUACCGGAGAAAUGAAGAGGAGUCUGAAGGAAUUGGAUCUCGGUAUGAAGGGUGAGCUGACGAUCACAUCCGAUAUGGAGGACUUGGAGAAUUCACUUUUUUUGGAUCAAGUCCCUACGAUCUGGGGUGCCCGGGCAUAUCCAUCGCUGUUGGGUUUGACAGCGUGGUUCGUCGACCUAUUGCUAAGACUACGUGAGCUGGAAACCUGGUCGGCUGAUUUUGUCCUUCCAACGUCAGUUUGGCUUGCAGGAUUCUUCAACCCGCAGUCACUGCUUACUGCAAUCAUGCAGUCAACGGCGAGAAAGAACGAACUUCCUCUGGAUAAGAUGUGUCUGCACUGUGAUGUCACCAAGAAGCAGAAAGACGAUUUUACAGCUGGCCCCAGGGAAGGAGCAUACGUACAUGGAAUAUUCAUGGAAGGAGCCCGGUGGGAUGUUCAACAAGGCAUCAUAAUGGAAUCUAAACUAAAGGAACUGUACCCACAGAUGCCUGUUAUCAACAUUCGGGCCCUGACGCAAGACAAGCAAGAUUUGCGCAAUAUGUACGAGUGUCCCGUGUACAAAACACGAACCAGAGGACCCACCUACAUUUGGACAUUCAAUUUGAAAACCAAAGACAAGCCGGCGAAAUGGACCCUCGCCGGUGUAGCACUGUUACUUCAAGUUUAAAAAUAUUUUUGUGAAUCGUUUGAUAUUAGUAUUAUAUAUUAUACUGCUGUGUUAUGUUUGAGAUCUUUAACCGCACCAUGUUUUAGCAGUUUGUUGUGUCUAAAGAUUUAUCAAUUGUAAAACCAU
Molecule: messenger RNA, 13827 nt
Organism: Ochlerotatus camptorhynchus
Lineage: Eukaryota; Metazoa; Arthropoda; Insecta; Diptera; Culicidae
Gene: Dhc93AB
Product: Dynein heavy chain at 93AB
Exons: 31
Coding region: 253-13701 (4482 amino acids)
Biological process (GO): microtubule-based movement
Cellular component (GO): dynein complex
Molecular function (GO): dynein light intermediate chain binding; dynein intermediate chain binding; ATP binding
Source: RefSeq, a predicted model, not a curated record